ACUGAGAGAUUGAGUCACAUCACUGGCGGCUGAAAGCUAUCAAAACUCGCCAAGUGUUUGCCCUCGACUAUCCUUGAAGCUUUUUGAAGGUUUGUUUGCCUGGAAUACAAAGGGAACAUUGUUAUUUUUUUUUCUUUUUCUUUUUUCUUCUUCAGGGUUUAAUACCUCACCUCAGCUCUAUGGCACAUUCUGGCGUCGCGAUGUCUUACUUAUUUUCAUGCACUUGCUGCUACAGAUAAAUUUGUGCUCAUAUACCAAAGAGUGACAGAGCAACGACACAGUAUCUGCGUCUGACUGUAAAAGGUGCUGGAAACCAUGGAUCACCUCACUUCCAAAUCCCAACGUUUUCAUCAUCUGCUCUUCAUCAUUCUAUGCAUCUUUCCUGGAUCACUGAGCCAGACUUCAGCCCCCAGGGGCUGUGGAGAUAAUGUGGAAUCCUUGUAUUACAACGUCUGUGACCUGACUGCAGUCUGGGGUGUUGUAGUGGAGUCAUUUGCAGUUGCUGGUUUGGUGGCCACCCUGAUUCUUCUGAUCGUGCUGCUAGCCAGCCUUCCCUUCGUCACUGACAAGAAGUGGCGCAGUUCGUUAGGGCUUCACACAGGGUUCCUCAUCUUCACGUUUGGACUGUUCGCCCUCACAUUCGCCUUCAUCGUUGGGAAGAACUUCGCCACAUGUGUGUCACGCCGCUUUCUCUUCGGUGUGCUGUUUGCUGGCUGCUUCUCUUGCCUUCUCAUGCAAGCCGUGAGGUUGAACAUACUGGCCAGGAGGAAUUCGACGCCCAGAGGUUGGGUUUGGUGCUUGGGGGCUCUGGGGCUCUGGCUGGUAGAAGUUGUCAUCAACACCGAAUGGCUAAUCAUUACUAUUGUGCGAUACCCAACUAAUGUCACUGGAAAUUUGGCUUCUGCUUCUGCUACUGCUGUUCCCUGUAUUAUUGAAAACCAGGAUUUUGUCAUGGCACUCAUUUAUGUUCUAAAUCUACUAUUGGCGGUUGUGGUGGCAUCUAUACCCAUAUUGGCAGGCAAGCACAAGCGUUGGCGCAAAGAUGGAGCCCUCAUCCUGGUCACAGGACUGUUAUCUGUGGGCAUCUGGGUGGCGUGGAUUGUCAUGUAUGUGUAUGGGAACGCAAAGAACGGUGGGCCGACAUGGGACGAUCCCACAUUGGCUAUAGCAUUGGUUUCAAACGCAUGGGUGUUUCUGCUACUCCACACGGUGCCGGCGGUGUGUAGCCUGAGUGAGGAAGAUGAAGAUGCAGCUGUUGAGGAAAAUCUGUACCCCAGCAGAGGGUACGAGAACAUUUUGAAGGAGCAAAGUCCACCCAGCAUACAUAUUGAAAAUAAGGCCUUCUCUAUGGAUGAGCCCAACGCAGGUAACAAGCCUGUGUCCCCAUACAGCGGCUAUAACGGCCAACAUCGAAGUUGUGUUUACCAACCGACAGAACUGGCCAUCAUCACCAAAGGAGUGAGCAAUCAAAAGAUGGAAUCAUAUCAAAAUAUAAUUCCACGAGCAUCCACAGGAGCCCAGAGCGGCGGCACCAGCCCCUCCACACAAGUUGAUGAUAUGAGACAAAUAUAUACAAAUGGAAAUUUCAUCAGAAGACCCCAGUGAUCAGCUCAUGCCAACUGUUUUUUUUUUUUCCUUUCUUUUUUUCUGGUGUUUCUAAGUUAAGAUUUGUGAUUUAGUUUUUUGUUUUCCAUCACUGUGCUCAACUGCAUAGAUAGACUUCUGUGAACACAGACUAAAUGAGCAACAGAUAGUUGGUUUGCUCCACUGAAAGCCAGUGUGUUAUUGGGUUAUCUUAAUGAACCGCAGAAGACGUUGUACAGUAAUGGCUUGUUUGUGCAUGGGACACAUUUAAAAGUUUAUUUGUACAAAUGAUUGUAUAGACUACUGCAAUGCUACCAGUUGUGUUUACUAAGAAACACAGACCAGCAAAGGACUGUAAAAUAAAUGUUUGCUGGUUUUCUGUCACUCGUCCUGUAUAAGGAGUUUUGAAAUGCUGCUUCUAUCACUGUAAACUUAGGUGUAGUAACACCAUACAUGUGCAUAAGCUUGACAUUACAUAUAUAAAAUGUGCAAUCACAAUCA
Molecule: messenger RNA, 2085 nt
Organism: Cyprinus carpio (common carp)
Lineage: Eukaryota; Metazoa; Chordata; Actinopteri; Cypriniformes; Cyprinidae
Product: G protein-coupled receptor family C group 5 member C-like
Biological process (GO): G protein-coupled receptor signaling pathway; visual perception
Cellular component (GO): extracellular exosome; intracellular membrane-bounded organelle; plasma membrane
Molecular function (GO): G protein-coupled receptor activity; protein kinase activator activity; sevenless binding
Source: RefSeq, a predicted model, not a curated record